AUGUCUUUCAUCCUCCGUCAAUCCAUUCGAGCUGCUCGUCCAGUCUCCAUCGCGUCCCCCACCAAACGUACAUUUGCUACCUCGAGUAUGCGAGCUUUAAAAGAGAGUGAUAGACACGCUCCAGAAAAAGCUGCGGACUAUGAACGUCAUAAGCAAGAUCAAUUGGCCAAGCAAAAGGAGGGAAAGAAUCACUGGAAACCAGAAUUGGCUAGUGAUAGUGAAGAAGCUGUAGCAGCAGAUCGCCACGAACAUGAUGAUCAUUCCGCAGAGGGAAUUAAGGAAUUACAAAAGAAGACUGAGGGACAUGCCGAAGAGAAACACAAGUGA
This is a messenger RNA of Botrytis byssoidea, 327 nucleotides long. RefSeq lists its product as uncharacterized. The record is from RefSeq and is a predicted model, not a curated record. Lineage: Eukaryota; Fungi; Ascomycota; Leotiomycetes; Helotiales; Sclerotiniaceae. Bases 1 to 327 code for a protein of 108 amino acids. The transcript has 3 exons.